AUGGGGUCGACUCAAUUCGGGAAUUUCCACCUGUUCAAAGUCAACGUUCCGCCGGGUGCCCCUUAUGGCGGCUGCGCGCUCACCGGCAUCGAGUUGAGCGGGGGCAGACAUCUCAGCAAUUUAGGUAGGAUCGGGAAGAUCUGGGAAGAAAGACGGUCGGCUGAUAUGGGCGACAGGUUCCAUAUUGCUGGCUUUCAUCGCCAUCUUGCUCUCGCUGUUUUUGAUUUGGAGGUCGGACAAGAAGCACGCCGCCGUCGGGCGACGGUAUGCAACCCCCCCCACCCCCCUUCCCCAAACAACAGGGCACUGUGUUUUUGGCCACGGGCAAGAUCAACUGACGCGAGAGUGUUCAACAGUGAGAUGCAAUUGUUUCUGCUGGGAUUCAUCAUCAUCGAGAUUUGCGAGAUCUUCACGGUCGGCGGCUUCCCGCUCCAGGAUGCGGUUCGGAAGGGAUUUUCGGCGGUGCAUGUCGCGGCGAUCGCUGCCACUUGUUGGAUUCUGCUCUUGAAUGCGCUGGUGGGCUUUCAGUUGCUUGACGAUGGCACUCCGAUGUCUCUCGGUCUGAUCUGCGCAUCUGCCGCGGUCCUCUUCAUUGGAACUGGGUACAUUGCGCUGGACACGGGAUUCAACUGGACCGGUCAUUUUGAGCCUAGCCAUUUCGGCGACAACCGCAAUAUUGGCCUCUAUGUUUUGUACCAGCUCUUCCCGCUGGUCUGCCUGGUCUUUUUCUUCGUUCUUGAGGCCAUUCUGGUACUUUCGGUGCUGGGCGAGUUCCGGCCAAUGAUCUUUUUGACCGGCGCUGGUCUGUUGUUCGCCAUCGGCCAGGUCUUCCAGUACGUGGUCAGCACCCAUGUGUGCCAGGGCACAAAUGGGAAAAUCAACGGCACCCUGUUUGAGACGCUCUUUACGCUGCUCUCGGUUGGUGUGCUCUGGAUCUUCUGGAGCAGUAUCACCGAGGACGACUGGCCCCUGCCCGUGGGAGGUGGCUACAACUAA
Molecule: messenger RNA, 996 nt
Organism: Penicillium lagena
Lineage: Eukaryota; Fungi; Ascomycota; Eurotiomycetes; Eurotiales; Aspergillaceae
Product: chitin synthase export chaperone
Exons: 4
Coding region: 1-996 (331 amino acids)
Biological process (GO): protein folding
Cellular component (GO): endoplasmic reticulum membrane
Source: RefSeq, a predicted model, not a curated record